Messenger RNA from Oncorhynchus kisutch (coho salmon), 3392 nucleotides. It is a transcript of the gene vsig8b, whose product is annotated as V-set and immunoglobulin domain containing 8b. Bases 133 to 1239 code for a protein of 368 amino acids. Lineage: Eukaryota; Metazoa; Chordata; Actinopteri; Salmoniformes; Salmonidae. The record is from RefSeq and is a predicted model, not a curated record. The transcript has 8 exons.
GCGUGACCUGAGGUUACAAUUUCAGGUGAGAGCAACUGAAGGGAAGCAAAGGUUUUGUGCUGUUUCAGUCUGUCAGGACUCUUGGAAACAACUUUACCUUUGGAAUAUUGCUGAACAGAAAGGUUUACCAAUAUGGUCACUAUGCGAAAGUGCCUUACAUGCUCAAGACUACAGUUGGCUGUGAUGUUUGUGCUAACAGUUUCUCUCAACACAGAUGUCAUAGAGGGUAUUCAGAUAACAUCCACAGGGCCUCAGACCAUUCAGAAAGCCCAGGGGGAGACAGUCACGCUGGGGUGCACCUUCACCUCUGACGCCUCUGACAUAGGAGAACUGGACAUUGAGUGGUUGAACGUCCGUCCAGACAUGACCCAGAAAGACCAGCUGAUCUUAUCUUAUUCAGGAGGCAAAAAAGUGCAUUAUGGGGACCCCAGGUUGUCUACCAGGAUGGACUUCACAAAAGACCCCCCACUGGGAGACGCAUCCGUCUCCAUCUCUGCACUGAAGGCCUCAGACACAGCCACCUACCAGUGCAAAGUCAAGAAAGUGCCGGGUGUCGACAUGCGAAAAGUCACUCUGGUAGUGAUGGUUCCACCAUCAAUGCCUAAGUGCUGGGUUGAAGGUGGCGAGGAGAAGGGGAGCGAUGUCACCCUCCGAUGCAAGUCCUCCGUGGGAUCCAUCCCCAUCAACUAUGUCUGGACCAGAGAGAGUGGAGGGGCCAUCCCGCCCACAGCAACACAAAACUCUCAGACUGGAGAGCUGAUGAUAAGAAAUCACUCAGAGAGCUACAUGGGAAACUAUCUUUGUGUGGUGUCGAAUCCUGUUGGCAAUGUGCAGUGUAAAUGCACCCUGCACGCAUACAACCCUACCAACAAGGCAGGGACCAUAGUGGGUGCUGUGAUUGGUGGCCUGCUACUGUUGCUCCUCCUCCUGCUUCUCAUCUGGCUUCUGGUCUGCUGCUGCCACAAGCGUCGCUAUGAGAAGGAGGUUGCCCAUGAAAUCAGGGAGGAUGCCCCAGCCCCAGAGAGUCGCCCCGCCAGCAGGAACUCCAGCUUCCGCUCGGUCCUAGGCUACCGCUCCCACCCAGGGGUGGUCUACAGCUCAGUAAGAAAGGGCCAGCCCAAGAGGACAGAAUCAGGCCACAGCAGCAUCUACACAGACAGGAGCAAAGGCACGCCCGCCCCCAGCAGGCAGCAGGCCCCUCUGUUGAAAUAUGACAGCAGUUAUGGCUACCCUGUGUAACAAUGAUUUGGGUUGGGAUAAGAAACCUCAUCGCAUUUUUUAAAUGUCAGUUUAGGACAUUUUACCAAACUUCAGUAUAAACAGCUAUCACAUGCAGGCAUAGACCGCCACAGUUGAGAUGUCAUAAUAUCCAUAAAACCUAGCAGUCAAACAGAGAAAUGGUUCUGAUUGUUUUCCUCCAUUUUUCCCAUAGGGGAUUUUAGAAACACUUAAAAUAAGGUCUGUGUAGGCUUACCCUGGCAUGACGUUUUGAUAAGCAUUUAAAUUUGUCUCGGACAAGGUGACUUUUAUCAAAAUAUUUGGCUCUAUUUUCUCUGUUUGAAAAUGCUAAUUUGCAUCAAAGUAGACAUCAUGCAAGACUACAAAUCAGUGCAAGCUCCUGACACCUUUGCUAACAGGUAAUGUGGCAAUUUUAAAACUUGCACAAGACAGUUCACAGAAUUGUCAGUAUAAAGGAAUUUAGCCAUUUUUUUCAAUUCUACAUUUAGCUAACAUGUAGAUAGUUAAUCGAGAGAUUCUUACCUUUGCCUCGAUUCGGCAGUUUUGUCCAGAUCAUCAUGGUAUUUGUAGUUCUUUAUGAUAGCCACAUACAGGCAAAUAUAUUGAUAAAAGUCACCUUGUCCAAGAGAUAUUUACACGGUUAUCAAAAUGUCACACCAGGGUAAGCCUACACGAAACACAGCUCUUAUUUUAUUUUAAGUGUUUCUAAAACGAUUGGAACCAUUUCCCUGUUUGACCGCUAGGUUUUAUGGGUAUUGAGAUUCAUACUGUGGUACUCUAUUAAAGGAUAUGUUUUAUGUAUAAUCUCAUUCCCAGCCAGAGCAUGUGAGGGAGUUGAGCGGUUGGAAAUCCAGACAGGGAGCCUAAGAAGGAACGAAAAUGAAUUAUUUAGGCUAAAUCAUUUCAAUUAUUUCAAGGCUAUAGUCUACAAAAAAAUACAUAGUGAAGCAUUUGCGAGUGCGACACAUUUGGCUGGUAGGGACAUAAAGAGCAACCUUUUGUUGUAUUAAAUCAUUGUAGUUUAUUAAUUGCGUAUAUAGGCUGUGACUUACUUAGAAUUAAAUACAAAAUACACCAAAAAAUGACCUAUUAGUGCCUUUGAAUUUUUUAAAAUACAAGUUUGGCCAGUCUGUGGCUUCAGGCUCAUGCAUGGUGCCUGGAGAGACGGCCAGCAGCAGAGAAUACCCUCCCCACACGUGCAGAGCCCCAGGGGAUGCUAAACACCCCUUUGCCCACUCUUGCUGGGCAACAGGUAGGCCUGAAUGUUUUUAGGCAAAAUAACUCAAUCAAAACAGAAAGCUGCUUGAAUGUGUGAAUAUGACAGGCCUAUUGAGCCAAAAUCAAUUAUGGCCUGUUGUAUAGAUAAUAGAACAAAAAUACACUUAAAGUUUAAGAGAUCAGAUUUUUUGUUUAGAAAUAAUUUGCUACAAUGACACAGUUAUCUACCCACCUCGUACCUUUCUUUUAGCAUGUGCAUGCAGUAAGUACACGAUCAUACUUUCAGAAUACGUGUCUUUUCAGAUUCCACAAAGAUUAUUUAGUUGUGUACACUAUAUCACCGCACUCCCUCUCUUGCUCUUGGUCAUCGUCUUGGUAAAUCACCUUUAUUAAGCACCUGUGUGUUUCAUCAGUUUCUUUUUGAAAAUAUUUAGCGAACUCCAUGAUAGUAGCUAUAGUUAGCAGCACACAAGUAGACUGUAAAUGCAUGCUGGGCCGGGCAUGCCCUGAGCUUGUGAAGUGAGUGGUACUGGCCUGAGCUCGUGAAGUGAGAGCGAAAUUGGAGCCUGAGAAAAGCCCUACGCUCCAGCCUUUGGGAAUCACGCUCCAGUCUAAUUGGGGAACGCUCUGCUCACAUACUCUGUUCCCAGCCACUUCCACCCGAAGCUUAGCCUGGGGACUAUUGGUGCAAUAGUGCAAUGGAUAAUAUUUUAGUCACGUGUAGAUAAAUUCAGGAUUUUGCAAAUGAGAAAAAAAGGUUAUAUUUAAAGUGUAUGUAUGCAGUGAGUGUCAGAUGUAUGUGAGUGUCAGAUGUAUGUGAGUGUCAGAUGUAUUUAAAAAAAAUCUAUGUAUGUUUUAAUUUGCCCAGGAGACAAGUAACUAAAAUGUUUGUCAUCCUUUCUAUAAUUUCCCAAUAAAGCACUUUUUUUUACUAA